CCGGGACCCCCCGGGGCGCCUCGCCCCGGGCCAUGCCUGGCCGCGGCGCUCGCGGCGACCCUUGCGGUAUGCGGCCGCCUUUGGCAGAGGCACAUGAAGGAUUUCAUUGAGUGUGAAGACAGAGAGCAGAGACAGAAAGCAGAAGGAGGCGGCUGCAGCCUUUGUAGUCGGGGAGGAAUGCGGAAAUGUUGAAGCACUAUGUCAAACUUUUUUGAAACGGGGUCAAGUCACAUUCAGCCAGCGUGGGAAAGCAAGGGGAAAAAAAAAAAAAAAAAGUUGAGGAGAGGGGAAGAAAAAAAAAAAAAGAAAACAGGCAGCAAGCUGCUGCUGCUCCCAGGCUGAACAGAGGCCGAGGGAGCGAGCGAGGAGGGGCAGCGCAGCGCAGCGCAGCGCCGGGGGCAGCGGCGGAGCGGCGGCAGCGCCGAGGGCCGGUGCCCGAGCCCCGCACCGGCAGGCUGCGGCUGGCGGGGCUGCGGUCGCGGCGCUGCAGCUCCCCGGGGGCCGCCGGCCGCGAUUUUUUCUUUCGCGUUCUCAUUCUCCCCGGGCAGGGCGAGGGCGGGAGGAGCGGGCUGGGGUUCGAGUGCGAGCUGCCUUCUGCGCCAAGGUGCAGCCCGGCGGCGGCGGCGGCGGCAGGAGGAUGCGAGCCGAGUGCGGCCGAGCCGCGGAGCAGCUACCUGUGUGGCCCGGGCGGCCGCUGCCGGGACCUGCCGGAGACAUCGCCAUGUGAAGGGGCAGACCCCGGGCCGGCUCUCCACCCCGCCUCGCUCAAUGGGAGAUCUAAUUGGCUUUACACAGACAAUGCUCCCAAAGACUGUAUGAUAAUUCCUAGUGGCUGAAAGAGGAGGCACAUUGUGUCCGGUACAGAAGAGGAACAAGAACAGGAGGGUGAGAGCUUCCUACUGCCCCUCUGGCAGAGGUACCAAGUGUGUGGCCUAUCUGCAACGUGAGCAAAGUACUAGUUUUCAGAAAGCAAGUGACACUGAGAGCCAUCCCGAGGCACGUGGAUCACGGGAGGAAGAGGAGCGGCACCAGCAUGGAUAAGGACAGUACAAACGUGGCAGACCAGCAGUAUGAAUGUGUGGCUGAGAUUGGAGAAGGAGCCUACGGGAAGGUGUUCAAAGCCCGAGACUUGAAGAACGGAGGUCGCUUUGUUGCGCUGAAGAGGGUGCGGGUGCAGACCAGCGAGGAGGGGAUGCCGCUGUCCACCAUCCGAGAGGUGGCAGUUUUGAGGCACCUGGAGACGUUCGAGCACCCCAACGUGGUCAGAUUGUUCGAUGUGUGCACCGUGUCACGAACAGACAGAGAGACCAAGUUAACACUGGUGUUUGAACACGUGGAUCAAGAUUUGACUACUUACUUGGAUAAAGUUCCAGAGCCUGGAGUGCCUACUGAAACUAUAAAGGAUAUGAUGCUUCAGCUGUUUCGGGGACUGGAUUUUCUGCAUUCACAUCGUGUGGUGCAUCGGGACCUGAAACCCCAAAAUAUCCUUGUAACCAGCAACGGGCAGAUAAAGUUAGCUGACUUUGGCCUUGCACGAAUCUACAGUUUUCAGAUGGCUCUUACCUCAGUGGUUGUUACUUUGUGGUAUAGAGCUCCUGAAGUUUUGCUUCAGUCCAGCUAUGCAACACCAGUUGAUCUUUGGAGUGUUGGCUGCAUAUUUGCAGAAAUGUUCCGCCGAAAACCACUCUUCCGUGGAAACUCAGAUGUUGAUCAGCUAGGAAAAAUCUUUGAUGUAAUUGGACUCCCAGAAGAAGAGGACUGGCCUAAUGACGUUGCCCUUCCAAGAAAUGCUUUCACUUCCAGACCCGCACAACCUAUUGAAAAAUUUGUACCAGAUAUUGAUGAACUGGGCAAAGAUUUGCUUCUUAAAUGCUUAGCAUUCAAUCCAGGCAAGAGAAUAUCUGCCUAUGUUGCCCUCUCUCACCCAUAUUUCCAUGAUCUGGAGAAAUGCAAGGAGAAUCUGGACUCUCACAUGUCAUCCAGCCAAAACUCCAGUGAGGUGAAUGCAUCAUAAUGCUGACUGAAGAUGAACCAUAAAUGAACAAGACAUGUAGCUGACAAGGCCACUGUCCCACACAAACCACAUAGCUCUUCUAGCGAAGAUCAUUAUUUGGAGGUUUUAUGCACUUAUCUUUUAUUUUGGGAUUGUGAUGUGCUUAUCCAAGAAAAUCAGUCUAGUUUACUUUCAUCAGAGCAACACAAGGGCCAGGGCUUUGACCUGCUCCCAUUGCAGCUUUAUGUUUGGUUUGGUUUUGUUUUGUUUAUCUACCUGGGAAACCUCCAGAUGAAGAGAAGCUGCUGACCAGUUUUGCUGCCAUUUUAUCCUUUUAAUAUUGAAUGCUGCCAGUGUGGAGUAGGACGAUCGAGUUACUGCCAAAACAUGAUGCAAUCUCUCUCUCUAGCUGCUGAAGCAUGAUUUGGUACUUUUUUAAUUAUUAUGAGAUCUCUUACAGUGAUAUUUAAAGAAUGGCAUUGAAAUAUCAGAUCUCUCAACCUGCAGUUAACUGAAACAUGCAUUAAUACAUCCAGCUACUGUUCAUUCAUAGCAUAUAUGCAGGUGCUUCCCCACUUGAAAACCUGGUUGGAUUAUUUUAUCAUUUCAUUACUCUAUGAAAAUAACAGUGAUGAUGGUGAUCAUAAUAAAUGUCUCAACUUUUAGGUUUUUUCAUACACAAACGAGUUAUUAUCUAGCUACGUUUGUGUGUAUGUUGCAAAAAACAAGUGUUUAACAAAAUUCCAGAGUCCUGUUCUUAAAGACUCUUUCAGUUUCCAAAUGGUCAGUUUGCGUUGAAAUCCAGGCACAUUCUAGCCCAUCAUCUAACCCAGCAUUCCACUCUGGAAACAGCUGCAAACACAUUUUCUUUUUCUCAUUCCAAAUUUUCUGAUAUGCAGCCCAAAGACAUGAGCAGAGCCAAUGAAAAUCAAUACAGAUUUUCACCUUCAACCUGUUCUGCUUAUCAGCCAAAAAGGAAAAUAGAAAUAAAUUUUCCAGUUCAGAAGCAGAGAAUCCUAUACCUGUAAUAAGCACAGAUAUGUAUUUGUGCUGAAUUGUAUGCUGUAUACGGCACUGCCUUAUCUGCAAUACCCCCCCUAUGCAUCACAAGUGCAUGAUCAUUACUGUCUCAAAAUGCCUCAGAUGUCAUUUAUUAAGCAAACUUGUUUUCUAUGCAGAAAUGCAUGAGCUACUCUCCUAAACCACCAUGUGGGUAUACUGGCACAUGCUUUUCCACUAGGGUUAAUGUGCCAUUAUUGAAUGUCAAAGUAACUAAGCAAUUCACAUGCCUUUAUAGCACAGUUAUUUUAAAUAUUACAUUAAAUUUUUAUAUUUAGUAUUUUUACCUUAACUAAAAUAUAUUUUCAGUAUUUUAAAAAGAAUCUUUUAUUUUUUUAAUACUGUACUGGGAAAAAAGAAAUAUUUUAAAUCCAUAAAAGCUGUUCCCGAGCAUGACUUUAGUGCACUUACCUGGAUAUGACUUGGGGGAAAAUAUUGGUCCAACAAGUUAGCCCUUACCAUAAAACCAUAAAUAUACACUAUUGCAGUAUAACUGAUGAUAAGUGAGGCAGCUAGCUUUGCUUACUCCUGUGAUAGUCCCUUCAGCUUCUAUCUUCCUCAUCUCUAUUUCAUCUUGUCUAGCUAGUGAGCCAAUAUUAUAUCCUUAUUCACAGCAUGCUUGGCAGAAGCACUGGUCCUUAGCAGUGAGUUGAGCAAUAUAAUCUUCCCACCUGUGGCAUGGGAACUUGUAGCCAUCUCCCUGGCAGGUUUUUCAGUCCUGUGAUAGACUGGCUGUUGUGGCAAGCUUCAUUGUUAACUCUGUUUCAGGUAUCUGCGCUGCCUGGGACAUGGUCCAUUGCUAGGAUAGUGAGUGGAUCUUAUCUGUCUCUUGGAUAAAGCUUUUCACUACUGUUAGACACAUAAGUAUGAGACGUAUGGUUAAAUUAGGUCUGUUUUAAAUAAGGCAGGUUUUAAAAGGACCACUUGCGUGCAUGCAUGCAGUGGCCUGUGCUUUCCUCCAUGCCCAGAAUGAUGCCUAUGCAAAACCUACCAACAUGAACAGGCAAGCUGCAAAUUAGGCUUGGCAAGAGCGUGCAUGAGGCAUCUGCACUCAGAGAUACUACAGAUGCAAAACACAAGAAUUUUGGAAGCUCUGUGAGCAGCAAGCUGAAGGCCAGGGAGCAGUCAUGGCAGCUAACCCUCUAAUCUUGGACUUGCCUCUGUCAUUGUCUCUGUUUCUACAUCCAAGGGGAACUGCAAGCCCACUGCACUGAUGUUGUCCCAGCCCUGUUCCUCCAUGGGUUAAUGGACCUGAGUGUGAAUAGGUUUUAACACUCAUAGAAAAGGAUGGGCCAGAGUGAAAUAUUUGCUAACCAUUUUUAAACAAAAAUUAGAACAACAGAGACAAAUUUCAGGAGAAUCUUGUGACAGUAACAAAUAUAAAAUUUUUCUACACAGUCUAGCACUUUUAAAAACAUUCCACAUUUUACCUAGUGCUGAGCUAUCAUACAUAAUUUAUCAGGGCAUUCAGCUGGUAUGGCUUUCCAGCAGCUGUCAGGGAACUCUCCCACAACUAACAUAGGGUGAAAAUGUAGGGGAGAAGAGGGUAUUUUCAAAUCAGGCUAAAAACUCUCAGAUAGAGAUGUGCAUCUGUUCCAUGUUAGAAGAGCUUGUUGUAUUAAGCUUAGCGAAGCAAAGGCUAGAAGAGAAUGUGAUUGCUGAAUGUAGGUACAUUAUUAGGGUAAAAUAAAAAUGAGGGAAGGUAACACUUUAAGCUAGAGGUUAGUGUUGGCUCAAAAACUAAUGAGAAUAUGGAAAUCACGAGGAAGUUAACUACUGGAGCAGUAUUUCCCAAUCAGUAAUAUCAGUAGAAGAGCUCAGAGAGCAGCAGAGAAAAGCAGGGGCUGGCUUAUGGAAUCAGAAGCAGAGCUUCUGCAACGUGGUGCUGUAAGUAGUCUAAUAGAGGAUCAGGUUAUAAAUGGGGGUAUUCAGGAGAACAGCUUGAGAAAGGCUGCAUUAAUGGUCACGUUCUGGAACAUCCUUCCAGUGGGAAUGGCAGGAACAAAAAAAGAAAUCUGUCUUGGCAGGGUUAGGGAAAUUAUUUAUCUAAUGGGGUCCUUGUGGUAGCAAGGAUCUAGAUUCAAAGGACCAAUGACUUUUCAAAUGACCUCCUUUUCAAAAUCUCUUUAGGAAGAAAUUUCAUUUGACACACCAUAGGCUUCCUCUUAUUCCAGUCUUCCCUGCCAAACCAUAGGGUUUCACUUACACUAGUAAACUGAGAAAGCCUGUUCUCUGGCUGGGCGAAGUGCUGGCACUGGCUAAAAUCAUGCCAGGAAUCAUGCUCAUAAUUAGACAGUACAGACAACUGUAGGACUGUGCUCGAGCCCAUGCCCUUGCUCUUUUUAUUUUACUGGUACAGCUCUAGUAUUUGAGUACCUUUACUCAUUACUGCCAUAUGUGUAGGAUGUAGGAAUUGUAUAUCUGAAAAAGAAGGUGCUCCUUGACACACAUGUUCCAAACUGUGAUGAAAACUCUUCAUAUACCCUUUAAAUAAGACUUCAGAGUGCAAUUCUUAGCAAUAACUAUGCCUGUAUAUGUUCUACAGGAGAAGUUCAACAGCAGCUAAAAACCACUGAAUAACAAAAAAAAUAUCAAAAAUAAGUAUAGAUGUUAGCUCCUAGAGCACCCACAACCAGGCACUGUGCUCUUCUCAGCAGAGAACAGGGUGUUCUAAGUAACGGAAGGAGCAAUUUCUAUCUCCCACCAACCUUUUUUUAUCACUACUACAUAAUUCUGCAGGAAAAACAGACCCAAUAACCAAGGAAAAAAAUCACCAGAGCCAGCUAGUGAAGUGCUAAUUGCUGAACCACAGCAACACAUCUGGAGCAGCCUUUUCUCUCUUCACCCUGUCUCCAUGCUCACUAUAGUGUCCAGUUCUUCUCCUUCAGCUGCCUUAUGGAAACAAGUUUCAGUGAUGCUCACAGGUGCUAUUUCCAACAAGAUUCUUCCAAAUUUCCACUAGCUACACAGUGUCAGUGUCCCCUACGUCCCUAUUACCAAGUAUUGCUUCUUUUAGUCCAGCAGCCCAGAACUGAUGAUUAAAAAAGAAUCUCGUGUACCUCCUUGCUUACCCUUAGUUUUGCAUACACCUAUGUUGCCUUCUGUGUGCCAAGUAAAAUUAUAAAAAUAGGGUUUGUGCAUAUUUCUGCGUAGGCUGUGCCCACACUCCACGUUUUUUUCAGCCUAUUAGUCCACAGUGGUAAAUGUUGGAGUAUCUUCCUCUGUUGUUUCUGUCCUAAAACACACCAAAAAAUGAAGACAUCAUGUUUCCAAAAUAUUGAAAUUUGGUGCUAUGUGUACAGAGCCUUUUACAAGAAAGGAAUCAGUAAGUUGUAGCAUUUGAGCAUCUUCUGCAUGGGGUAACAUUGUAAGCAUCGUAACUCUUACGUGGUUUUUACACUCGAUGGUUGUUUUGGUGAAUAAGAAGAAAAUACUGUGCCAUGCUACUUUUCACAGGUUCACUCACUGUCUUUGAGAAGCAUGUUUUAUUUUACAUAUAAUCCUCUCUGCUGUUAGGUAUUAGGCCAACUUUAGUAUGGAAAAUAAAGAGAAAACGAGCUGUUUUGGUCUUUUAGCCAACAAACUUGGAGCACUUAUCUGACUCACAACUGAAAACACAUCAGUUGUCAAAUAUGUAUAUGAAUCAUAAACCACACAGUUUGGUUUAAAAGGCCACAUAAAUUAAUUAUGUUCCAUGUAUAAGACACAGCUGAAUAAUAAGGAAUUUUAUUCUAAAAACUCUGUUUUAUAGAACCACUUUGCUAGUAUUUUUCAUUUAGAGUAGUUUCAGGAAUAGGUUGAUUUUUAUAUACAAUAUGAAUUAGAAGAUACUAGGCUAUUAGAGUGAUUUUGUUGUGUUACGCUUGAAGUUUGAAUUGAUCACAAGCUUAGGAACGUAGCAUAUUUAUUUUAUAACUAUGAAACUACUUCUAAAUAUCACAAUCUGUUUUUGAUGUUAACAGGAUUUCACACUUCUCUUAAUGUGUAAAUGAUUUUCUUGAAAUUAGUAUAUUAGAAAAAACAUUUUUCCAAACUGCAGUUGUGUGGGAAAGUUUAAGAAAUAUAUUUUUACUUUCACAGAGAAUAGUAACAUGUUAUAUAUUGAAAUCUUCAGUAACUGACUGUUAAUAAGCUAUCACUUUUACUUCUUUUUGAUCACUAAGUAUUGGAGUAUACAGAUUACUUUCCAUGAAGAAAAAAUUCAGAAACAAUCUCUAGAACAGUAAAUGGGAUUUUAUAUGUUUAAGCUUCCAAGUUUCACUUUCAUAUCCAGUUUUUUUGUGCAAGUCCAGUUCAGGUGUGCAAAAACACGACUACAAUUUUAACAGUCUGAAAGGCUGUGCAACUCAAAUAAGAGUUUUAUCUGUGAACUAUUUAUUUUAUUAUAUCUCUUUGUUUUGCAAAUUGUUAGAUAAUGACUGUAAUAACUCUAGUUUCUGGACCAGACUCUGUAACCAUCAAAUCCCAGUAAUUUAUGUAAAACAAUAAGAAGCUUUCUCAUUGGCUUAAAUGAACUAGGCCAUUAAAAGAAGAAAGAUGUGGACACAUGAACUGACAAAUACACUUUUGCCAAGUGUUAUUUUUUUCCUUUUAGUUUGAAGCUUAGCAAGUAUUACAUACUGAUAUGCAAUAUAUACACAAUAUAGGAACCAUAAAAAACACUUAGGAGUUGUGUGCAUGGAUAAUAUAAAAAAUGGCUCAUUAGGUUUUUGCAGAACCCAGCUAAAAAUCAUUCUUUUAGCUGUAACACUGAAUAUUUUGAAACUGAUAUAUUUUUGCAUUAAGAAAUAUUCCUGAAAAAUUAUGUAUAUGUUUUUAAUUUAGACAGUGAUAGGCACCCAAACAGAACUGAAUCAAAUAGGAACUUGUUCUCAAAAAAUUAUUCUGCAAGGCCAACAGGAUACCAUCAGUUCUUUAUGUGUUCAGCAGAAGCUGAAAUUAGCCAGCCCCAUACUUAGAUGAGCUUUUUGCUUUCUGGACAGAAAAGCCCAAGGUUGCUGUGAGUAAAGACAGUGGAAAGUUUGCUUUGACUUAAAUAAAGUCCUUUGAGAGCUUCUGCAAUAUUCAAAUUUCCAGCCUUCAUUGAAAGAUUGUGCAAAACAGCUAAGAUAAACCAAAACUCCCUAACCAUAUGGCAUUUUUUCCUUCAGAUUAAAUGUUUUAUAUGUGUUAGAAUAUAUUGGUGGGCUUCAUCCAGCCUAAUGUCAAUGAGACUUUUGCAUGGCUAGAGAAAGUAAGAAGAGAUUCUGCUAUGGAUAUUUUGAUACUGGGUGACUGUGGUAGAGUAAACUUUUUGUUCCCAAAAAAGAUCAGACAAAAGAUAUUGCCUUCUUUUUAAAUAAAACAAACAACUGACACUUAGUAAAGAUUAAAAAGGAGAUUUUAAGGAAUUAUUGGGAAAAUAUUGUUCGGAUAAGUGAAAAGGAUCAUAUUUAUAAUGUGAAAAAUGUAAAUUCAAACACUGUAUUAAAUAUGCAUUGAAAUGGAUACUUUUUCACUGACCUUGCAAAGUUGAUAGGGUUUCAUGAAAGAAAAGCAUCCAGGCAUGAACUUAUUCUAACUACCAUUUUAAUGUUCAUUUGCACUAAAGCAACCUAUACUAUUUGACUGAAAGGAGAAUGGAAAACAGGUAAUGUUUAACUUGUGAUUUACUUUAGUGAUGACUACAUGGAUAUGCUGUAAAGCUCUCAAGCUUGCUGUCCAUUUUUGAGCAAGCUAGAUUUGCAUACACACUAUUUAGCUUUCUGCAUCUUAAACCCAUCCACAAGCCAGAAAAAACCCACAUUUUCUACUGUUUAUAUGGAUAUUUGCUCCCACCGACACACUCAUGUUAAAUCCAGCCAAAGAGCAUUGUCUCUGACACUGAAUGGAAAAUGAAUUUUCACAGACUGCCAGCUUCCUUCAUGCAAUUACUCCUAAAGGGUUUGUAAUUAACAUUCAACAAUAUGCAGACUUUCCUCUUAUUCCAUGUUUCAUACAUAUGCCAUGUUAUGCAAAUCCUCAGCCUUUUUUGUUAAAAAAAAACAGUUCUUGAAUGUUAGGAUCAAUUUUGAGUAGCUCGAUGAGGGAGGAAAAUUGUGAAGUGCUGCAAAGAGAGGAAAAAUGGGCAGAGAUUAGGAGAGCUCAGGGCAAUUUUGGCAAGUGAAUUUGAAUAUGUGGAAAAGUUAUGUGUAAGUGUAGGGGGAAGAUUUUUUUUCCACGUGUUUUGUUUUCUCCUAUCAUUCACUUUCAUAAGCAUAAGAUGAUAAAGCAAGACUCUUGCAUGGGAUUUUAGUUCCAGGCACUUAUUAUGCCAACUCAAAUCAUGAGUUCCAGUGCAGUUUUUCAACAUAGCAACAGCCCUAUUUUUUAAAUCAGAUUUUGCAGAAGCUAGAUGUUUUUCUGUGUAGCUACAAAAAAAAGUCUUAUGAGACAGCCUGAGAGCAGAUUAAGCUGGCCACACAGACACUGCCUGUAGUUCAGCUGCAGACAUGGAGAACGUACAGCCCUAAUGCAGGACAGUCACUAACAGUGUCCAUUAGCAUGCAAUAUCAUUGCGUAUUGCGAGCUGACUCCUGCCACAAAUUGAAAGUCCUUUGGCAACCCAAAAUGGCAUGGUUUUGAGCACUUGGACUUUGAAAAGAUUAUCCUCAUGCAAGUUUUGCUGGAUCAGUCCAGGUGGUUCACCAUCUUACAGGAGCAAGUCUGAGAGCCUAGCAAGUCUGGCUGACACCCAGUGUAAGUAAUACUGCAGAACUAUCUGCCAUUGAAAAAAAAAGUCUUUUUGUAGGUUGUACAGCAGGAAUGGAGCUUUCUGAGCUGCUGUGCCAACCUGAGAGCUACCAUUAACUAUUGUUAUGCCUCCUCCAAAAAUACAGAGUAUAAGGCCUGCGUAGCAUUUUGUUGUGUUUAGCCCAUGUGUGUGGGUGGCUGGGUAAGUGUUGGCACAGAGCAGCUAAUUUUGGUCCUUCCAUUAAGUGUGAGCAAGUAGGCUUGGCACAGAGACAAAUUUCACAGUUCCAGGGAUAGGAAACAUCUAAUUCUACACAGUAGUUCCCUGGCAUUUGUUAAAUACAUAUAGUGAUAGAUCAUCCGGUCACUCAAGCUGUCCUUUCCUUAUCCCAGAUCAUCCUACUGCAACACUGUGAAAGAAACCCUGGGGAGUCUACUCCUCAACAGUCUUUCAACACCCUGCUUCCUCUCACUGCAGUGACACUUAAUUACCUAUCACUUGUCUAUCACCCUGCUGAUACUUCCACGGCCACUUAAGAAGAUGUGAGCUAAAAUACUGCCUUGUGAUUCUGCAGCCCCCCCAGUCUGCAGGCAGCCAAUGGUUUGUACUAUAGUUUUUCCUUGCUUCUUGUUAGGAACUGGGAAAUACUACAGUAGAAUAUGGCAAAGUGUGUGCUACUUUUACACUCUUUGGUUCAAGCAAAGAGAUGAGCUAGAAUAGAUUAGAUUGAAUAUAAUGUGUUUGAUCAGCCAAAACACUUUUUGAUUCAGAAGAUUAUUUACUAAGUAUAGAAGAUCCCUGGACAACUGUCUGUGAUGUACAUAUUUACAAGAGCAGCCAAUGAUGCUUCUGUUAUUCAGAAGUUUUUAAUGGAUACAAACAAGACUAGCAAUGCCAGCCUCCUACUGCUUACCUCCCUUCCCUUCCCUGAGAUCACUAUUCCCAGGGAGAGGUUUCUUCCCAGCAUGAGGCAGAGCAACUAUGAAACAGUUCUUCCUUAUAUGAAGGUCCCCAACUCCCAAGAUAACCUGGGUGCAUGUAGGCAAUCAAGCUCAUUGCUUUCUGCUAUGGCAGUUUUGAGUACAGAGCCCUGCCCCAAGUACUAGGCACAGACGGACCUUAACCCCCCAGUACAUCCUCCUGAGAAAAAGUCUUUCCAGGAUCUAGAGGGGACAGUAUGCUUACUGUUUCUAUUGCAUUUUAAACAGCAGUGUUAUAAGAACUCCCCUGAGAAACCUCUCUCACUACACAAAAAGGAUGACUCUGAAUUCUGGACAUGCUGUGGGAAAAGACAAAGUGUUUUAUUCCAGGUGGAUGAUGGUGUAUCUUGAACAAUCAUCCCUCACUGGUGAUGAUAGAAAAAAACCCCAACAAACUGGGUUCAAAAUAUAGCCUGGGUCUGCAGAGUGCUAGUUAAAUAAGAAGUGCUUCUCAACCUUUUUCUAGCAAGACUAAAAAUCCAUCAUGAUUUUUUGCAGGGACUUUAUCUUGGAGUCCCUUUAACAAAGGUGGCUGUAACCAUGGGUUGCAUCUACAACAAGAAUUACAUCCGAAAUUGGAUGCUGACAAGAAGCGUGUGGAUGCAGGGCUGUACAAGGUGGCUUAUAUAAGUUCAGUGGGGAUGUGCUCGUCUGAGAGUGCUGAUUGCCAUGCACAUUUUGAACUGAAGUUACCUAUCAUAACAUGAUAGGAGGACUGCAGUGUCAUGAGAUUAGAGGCUGAAGGGACUGCAAAGAUUGAUCCAUCCUUUCCUUUUUCUCUCUUGAUGUCUAGCAACCCAGUGGUUUUCCAGUUUUGUUUUGUUUUGAUUUGUUUUAUUUCACCUCCAUCACCACCAUUCUCCUUCCUUUUGUCUAUAAUAAGUUGAAUAGAAGAGCAUUACUCUGGUUUACCAGCUUAAAACCAGAGCAGACCAACACUGUCUAAAAAUUCUGAUCACUCUCUGGUGGUCAAUAUUAAGUAAGUGAAUCAUUUGUCUCUGUUCAGAUUCCAACAAAUACAAUUCAAUAUCCAUGACACCUUCCUUGCAUUCAGCACUGUUAAAUAACCUUGCUGUCAUUCUCUGCAGCGUUCAAAAUCUCUUUUCCCGGAGACUGAACUCCCCUCCUACAACCCACUUAGAGUCACAGCAACGUGAGCAAAAGAAGUUUACGUUAUGGCAGUGCUUUUUGGUAAGGAAUGACAGUCAGUUCCAAUAGAAGCAAGGCCUGAAAGAGUCUCGAGGACUCUUAGCCAGGCACCUUUCACAGGCAAGGCAGUCACUUCUGUUAAAGCGAAAAACACAUUUUAAAAUACUUAAGACAGAGAAAAUAUAAAGAUGCCAUUUAUUUUUCUGAUAGAAUCUGUUUGCUACACAAAGCUGUAUGAUUUUGGCACUGAAACCAAGCCCACAGGCUCCCAUUUAUUAUUUCCUUUCAAUCUUUAAUUUCUUUAUAAAUUCUUUUCAGGCAUUCAGAUUAAUGUAUUUAUGGUCUGUUUCAUUCCAAUUCAUUUAAGUGGUCUAUAUCUGCCAUUGAAUCUCAUAUAGGUUUUAUUUUUAAUGUAAUAUUUAGCUGCAUUACUUUGAAAAGCUUUAAAAGUAUAAAGUCUUCGAAUGCUCUAGUUAAAGAAAAAUUACACCCUCAGAAUGAUGUCUUAGAAGUUGAACUGUAUACUUUGGAAAUUAUGUUUAUAUUAUAACUCCCGAAAGCAUCACAGGGUGCUUUUCUCUGUAUGUCUGUCUUCUCCUUUCAGUGUAACAGUGUGUAUUUGUAUUUCCUCACUAGCUUGAUACUCUUCAGUCUGAAGGCCCAAGUAUGCAAACAUGAAUACCAGUAAAUGGGGUCAGGGUUUAUUGAAGAUGUGGACACAUUUAUCUGCAAGCUAUUUGACAUUAACCUAAAUUAUUGCUAUUAUAAUUCAGUAUAUUAUUUCUUAUGAAAACACACUAGUCCUGUGAAAGGGUAGUUGCCAAAAAAUGUGUCAAGUCUUGCUGCUUUAUUGUUUAUUUGCGUUUAGUAUACACUUCGGUUGUUGAAGUGAAGCUAGUUUCAUAGAGAGGCAGAAAGCUAGAUCAGUCAAAAAAAAUCAUAAAUAAGCUUCAUACUGUACAUUGAGUUUUGCAACUAGAGUAGUAUGUGUGUUCAGAUGUAGUAUUUUUAUGCUUUAGGGUAUUUUUGUUUAAUAUGUAAAGGAAUAAGCAGAUUACUUUGAAAUGCUAUUGUAGAGCUAAUUUUACACAUAGUGGGAGAAUGAUGUCUGAAAAAUUAAAAUCAGAAAACAUUACAUAGGCUGCCUUUGGCUUAUUUUGUUUGUAGCAGGUCCAGCAGGUAUCUGUCGAUUCCAGAUGCUUAAGCCAGGGGCCAAGUUUGUGUGGCAUCUUGUAACUGAAGAAAGUUUUUUGCAGUGAUAAAUUUGCCCAUCUGGGCUUUAAGUAAGAUUGUUGGCUAAACAAAAGCAUAAAGGCAGAAAAUUUAGGGUUUGGUUUUUUGGGUUUGUUUUUUUUUUUUUUUGUGCAUGGACAAUUGCAUGAAAUAGGAUUGGGGUUUCAAAGUAUUUAAAAUCAUUUAGCAUAAUUUAGUCUUGUUGUAGCUCCACUGACUACAGUUACAUUAAAUGAAGAAUUUGACCUUGUAAGUCUACAAAUUUCAGUGUCAGGCAGUUCUGGUCUAUAUAAUGAUACUUAAGCUUAGUAAAUCAGCAAGAAUACUAUAUAAAUGGUAAUAUGUGAUAAAAAUCUUAACUCUAGUAACAUUCUCUCAAAAUUUCUAUUCAUUACUUUUUUUAUACAAAAGUUCAGAAGUGCAUUUAGUGGCAUUGGGAUAUGUGGACAAAAGGAUAAUGCUGGUACAGAAAUGUAUCAGAAAUAAGAUUCAGUUCUUACUGCUCCAGACACUCCAUGUGUGCCUCCCUUAAACGUUACAAAUCCCACUGAAGUUAACAGAAGACAUAUAUAAAGUUAAGUCUGUUUGUAACUCUCACGGGAUACUGGUUUCAGGAUCUGCAAGAUAAGUUAUGUUCUCAAAGGCAUUAUUAAAACUUGUGUUUUCAGGUUUACAGAAUACUACGAACAGUGAGGACAGCUUCUGAGACACAUCCAGAGUAACCUUAUUAAUUGAUAUUACACCAGACCAACAUCCAUUAGCAAAUCAAAAUCUGUUUCGGUACUUUUACUGCUCAGUAUGAUUUUACAAAAAAUAACAUGAAAAACAUUCAGAAAGUUAAAACAGCCUUUAAUGCUGUUUGGCUUAUUUUUUUCUCUUUUUCCCCCCUUUUUUGUAAUAAAAUAUCAUUUGCUCUGGAGGUGUCUAGGAUUUGAUAAUUCAAAGAAAACAUGCAAAGCCGUUUUGAAUAUUUUUUUUUUCAUUCACCUUAGGGCAUAUACUCAGCUGGUGAAAAUCAGCAUAGUCCUGUUGAUUUCUACAGCAUUAUAUCAGCUUGUACCAGCAAAACAGCUGGCACAUCGAGUUUCAGCAUUUCAAGUCACUUUACCUACAUAUGCAGUAGGAUUUUGUUUUGCAAGGUGGAAAGUUACCUAUGGUGCAAACUGUACUACCUAGACUACCAUUGAUACCUAUUCACAGGACAUGAUUUCACUGUAUCACUUCAUACUUGAAAUUCAUGAUGUUCUUUUAAUCAGGGUACAAACAUGAAAAGGUGCGUGUGUUACUGUUUCUUUUAAAGGUGCAUAAUUUUUUUUUAUUCUGUGUGCAUGGUUACUAUUCAGUGUUCCUUUACAUUCUUUGCAUUCAGCAUCAAAAUCACCUAUGUGUGAAACACAGAAUCACCUACAGAGGUACAGGAAUAUGUAACAGUGAUUUCUUGAAUUGUUACUCAGAUAUACUGGUUUACCUUUUAGUCAUCAAUGACAUCAAGGGGCUACAACAUGCAAACUGUGGUAUAUAAAAGUAUUGCACCAUUGCUGUACAUGAAAUCUUGCAGCCUCUCUCCUCUUCUUGCACAGCUGCUGAUUACCAUAUACGCAUUGGAAAAAAGUAUGUUUCUGCUGUACAGAAUGGCUGGGAAAUAAUGCAGAUACUUGGGAAACUCUAGAGCUCCCUUUGCAAGCUUUCAAAAAAAGCCCUUUGAUCUAACUGCAUGCCUGCUCUGUGUCCCAAAUUUCACCCUAUGGGGCUUUCUGCUUUGAGAACACCCUCAGCUGGGGCUACUUUAUGUUGACUGCAUUGAAGUUCAUCGGAGCAUGCACCUUACCAUAUAACAUACUCUUUAGCUUUUACAAGUUUGUAAAGAUGGUUGACUGCAAAAAUAACUAUGUGUCAAUACAACAAAAUUAAAUUAAGGCACACAGAAGGUUAUCAAUAUUGUAUUAUAUCAGAAUUACAGUCCUUUGGAACUGAAUGUUUUGCUGCUGGCAGUGCAAGAAAAGCAAAGAAGUCGUGUAUUUAUUGUUGGGUGCUGAGGGUUUAGUAUGAAAAUCAAUAUAAUAAAAAUUUUCACAGUGUCAAGUUCUUUUUAGUUGUUCCCAAACUAUUGGAAGGUUAGAAGGCAAAAAAAAUUCGUUUUGUAUUUAAAACUGCUUUCUUGAGGUUUACUUCACCUUUCUAGCUGUAUGUUUCUUUUAUCUAAAAAUGUAAAAUGAAUACAAGUGCAGUAAGUAUUGUAUAUUAAAUACAGAAAAUUA
Messenger RNA from Harpia harpyja (harpy eagle), 15384 nucleotides. RefSeq names its product cyclin dependent kinase 6 (gene CDK6). The transcript has 8 exons. Gene Ontology annotation, cellular component: cytoplasm; nucleus; cyclin-dependent protein kinase holoenzyme complex. The coding region runs from base 1034 to 2014 and encodes 326 amino acids. Gene Ontology annotation, biological process: regulation of cell population proliferation; regulation of G2/M transition of mitotic cell cycle; regulation of gene expression. The record is from RefSeq and is a predicted model, not a curated record. Lineage: Eukaryota; Metazoa; Chordata; Aves; Accipitriformes; Accipitridae. Gene Ontology annotation, molecular function: ATP binding; cyclin-dependent protein serine/threonine kinase activity; cyclin binding.